AUGACUAAUGGUCCUCUACAACCUCUUUGUCGCGGUGCAUUUAUCCUCCUCGAGGGAUGCGAUCGAGCCGGGAAAAGCACGCAAGCUGCAAAACUUGUUCGAAAGCUAAAAGCUCGAGGAUUCCUAGUUGAGCACAUGAGAUUUCCUGAUAGGACAACGCCAAUCGGAAACAUGAUAGACGCGUAUCUAAAGUCGACAAAGGAAUUGGAUGACCAUGCUGUACAUUUGUUAUUUUCGGCAAAUAGAUGGGAGUGCAUGGCAAAAAUGAAAAAGCUUUUGUCAAGUGGUACAUCAAUAGUUGUAGAAAGAUAUGCUUAUUCCGGUGUUACAUUUUCGGCAGCUAAGGGUCUAGAACUUGCUUGGUGUAAAUCACCAGAUAUAGGUCUCCUUGCUCCAGACGUCACACUUUUUCUAGAUUUACCCAUCUGUGAGGCAGGAAAAAGAGAAGGCUUUGGAGAAGAAAGGUACGAGAAUGAAGAUUUCCAAAGGAAUGUUAGAGGUCUAUUUCUGGAUAUGAAGCACGAUAUGACAGUAGGUGAUAUUCAAAAUUACGCUCGGAAGACUAUAGAUGAGAUCCAUGGAGAACUUGUGGCAAGUGCUAUUGAAACUAUUAAAAAAUGCGCCACCUUGCCGCUCAAAGACCUGUGGAAGCCUAAUGACUAA
Messenger RNA from Paraglomus brasilianum, 663 nucleotides. The record is from the annotation of a GenBank genome assembly. NCBI's taxonomy places the organism in Eukaryota, Fungi, Glomeromycota, Glomeromycetes, Paraglomerales, Paraglomeraceae.